Molecule: messenger RNA, 1403 nt
Organism: Heterobasidion irregulare TC 32-1
Lineage: Eukaryota; Fungi; Basidiomycota; Agaricomycetes; Russulales; Bondarzewiaceae
Exons: 2
Coding region: 16-1341 (441 amino acids)
Source: RefSeq, a predicted model, not a curated record
CAUCGUGCGAUCACGAUGGGAAAGACGAAAGCGUUCCCCGCCGAGGUCCUCUCGCUCAUCUUCCUUCACUGCACUCCCCCCGAGUCGCACGCGGUCCACCCGUCCACCGCGCCGCUCGUGCUCACCAAGGUCGCCCGCCGCUGGCGCCACGUUGCACGCUCGACUCCAUGCCUCUGGUCUGCGCUCACACUCCCGGACGCCCCGCGCGACCCUGCCGCGCUCGAGGCCUUCUUCGACGCGCUCGCGUCGUGGCUCGCGCUCUCGCGCUCUACGCUGCUCUCCAUCGUCCUCGCGACAUCCGACACCCGCGCGGACGUCCUCUUGCGGUACCUCGGCAUUUUGUUCCCGCACUCGCAGCGCUUCCGUGCGCUGCGCAUCGAGGUCGCACACGAUCUCGACGUCUUGCCGUCCGUGCCGCAUGACGCGCUUCCCGUUGUGCAAGACCUCGACGUCUCCUCUCUCGUCGUGCUCCUCGACUCUCUCAUCCUGCCGCGUCUUCGCAGCCUGCGCCUAUCCUCCUUCUUGAUGCCAGGAGACAUCCACCUUCAUCUCGCCCUCCGCCGCCUCUCCACGCACUGUUUCGCCUCCCUGCACACGCUCACGCUCUGCGAGGUCCCGAUCGAAGAUGGCAGGCUCAGCGAGGGCCUCGAGGGCCUCGCCGCACUCGUCUCGCUCGCGCUGGAUCAGAUGUACAUCGGCACGCGCUUCUGCGCCGCGCUCUCCUACGUGUUCGCGCCCGACGGCACGCUCGUCGCCGGGCAAAACACGCGCCUCGCGCACAUGUACCUCAACUGCGGCGCCGCGACGGACCUCGCCGCGUACCACACCGCGCUCGCGGACAUGGUCGUGUCGCGCUGCUGCGUGCCGCCCGGCGCGCGCGCCGCGCGUCUCGAGGCGUUCUGUCUCCCGGGCGGGUAUGCGCCCCGCCUGCGCGUGUCAGGGACGAAGCGGAAGCAGGGCGCGCCGAAACAGGAAGCGCGCAUUCACCGGUGCUGCAAGGACAGCGGGCUCGUCUACCGCACCAAGUGCCUGACGUCGUGCGAGUGUGAGUCACGUGCUUUGAUCCCUCUCGUACGUGACGUCGACGGGUCGCUGACGCUGGCUUCUAGGGUGCAAUCCUCCCGAGGGCAUCGAGACUUGAAUUCAGGUCCGAUUGUGCCCCUCCCAGUAAAAUCCCGCGAUGUGGAUAUUUUGACAUACGUUAAUCGUUUCUCUUAUUAUUCGCACAAGUGUCUCUCAUGCAUCUCCCCACACACAUACAAUAUCGCUUCGAUCGGCAUAAUUGUCUCCCUUGCCGUAUCUAUUCUUAUUCGGACAUGCUCUACAAACUCUCUAAUAUGACACAUGGAUGCUUAUCUUCUGGUCCCGGUAGAGUAAGAAGUAUGAACGUUGGUCUGGUGCCU